Messenger RNA from Siniperca chuatsi (mandarin fish), 1134 nucleotides. Its product is annotated as hemoglobin subunit beta-1-like. The transcript has 3 exons. The coding region runs from base 649 to 1092 and encodes 147 amino acids. Gene Ontology annotation, cellular component: haptoglobin-hemoglobin complex; blood microparticle; hemoglobin complex. Lineage: Eukaryota; Metazoa; Chordata; Actinopteri; Centrarchiformes; Sinipercidae. Gene Ontology annotation, biological process: hydrogen peroxide catabolic process; oxygen transport. The record is from RefSeq and is a predicted model, not a curated record. Gene Ontology annotation, molecular function: haptoglobin binding; organic acid binding; oxygen carrier activity.
UAUUACCAUACACUUCUUGUACUUUUAUGCUUCUUCUCAUCAGCAUAUGAAGAAUAGUGUCCUCUUCAGGUCGCUUAAAAUUGUAGUUAUGCUGCUCUGUUGUAGAAGCCUUGUCAUUUUGUUGGGUUAUUUCUGUGCUUUAAAAACAAAUUUAGAGGCAUCAGGUCAUCUGAGGACAAGAACUAUACGUCUAUCAGGGACCGAAACUUUCGUGAUAUUAAGUGGACCUAUAGAUAAUUUAUUUGGGUGGAGGGAGCCUGAAUGUCCAGAUAAUGAAAGCUUUGCAUAAUCUUAGCUGAGCAGCCUCUUGCAAGUAACUCUGGACAGCAUGACCAGGGAAAAUGGGAAAAUUAAUGUGUUUUUGGCAAACUCUGGGCAUUGCCAAUGUAUUUAGCUCUUUAUUCCAUGACAGGUAUAGACAUUAGUUCUGGUGCAUCAGCAGCAUGGUGCUGAUACGGAGAGAUACGCCACUAACCAUCGCCAUCAUCCUUUAGUGUAGUAAUGAAAAUCGCCCUCUCAUUUCUGAUUCCCUGCUGGCUUAUUGUUGCGGGCCAUUGAACAGAAGAGCUGGUCACUCCUCCUCAGUUUAAUGUGUAGAGGCAAACGGUGAUCAACACAAACCGGCUGUAUAUUGAUUACGCUGACGUCAUGGUUAAGUGGACAGACAAGGAGCGCAGCACGGUCAGUGCUGUUUGGGAAAAAGUUAACAUCGACGAGAUUGGACCACAAGCGUUGGCAAGGGUUUUGAUCGUCUAUCCCUGGACCGAGCGGUAUUUCGGUGCUUUUGGAGAUGUCUUCACUGUGACUGCUGUUUUGAAUAACGCCAAAGUGGCCGCCCACGGUAAGGUGGUGCUGAAGGCGCUGGACGAAGCAGUGAAGAACAUAGACAACAUCAGAGGCACAUACGCUGCUCUAAGCCGGAUGCACUGCGAAAAACUCCACGUAGAUCCCGAUAACUUCAGACUGUUGGCCGACUGCAUCACAAUUGCCGUCGCCUGCAAACUCAGGAGCGCUUUUAACCCUCAGGCCCAAGCUACCUGGCAGAAGUUUCUCUCUGCUGUGGUCGAAGCUAUGAGCAGUCAGUACUACUGAAGAGCAAAUCCAGCUGGAGAAAAAAUAAAACUCUUAUUUAAA